AUGGCGGUGGAUGAGUUUGAUCCUCUAAUCACCAGUGUUGCCAGACAGGCGUCAACUGGACAGAUCAUUCGUCUGCCAUGGCACACCCGGCCUAUUGCUUUAGGGUCAUUCUUCAACACAAAAACAGCAUCAACAUCAAAAGUCGACCCAUUCUCGCGGGAUUCUGCAUUUGAUGCCGAAUCAGUGCGCAAAUCACGUAUCAAUUUCGAGCCAUUUGACGGUGAUGCGUCGUACAAAUCCAGUGAAUCUACAUCUUCAUCAAGCUCUGCUGAUCACCUCAGCGUCGGUGUUGGGGUUGGCAUAUCUUGCUUUGUUGUUUCCGCCAGUGUAUCUUUUAUGACAACCUACCGAGCAGGGUCCGUCACCUUUUCAAGGCCUCCGAAACUGUCAGAGGAUGCCUUACAAACUAUUAAAUACAAUGGCGGAUUAUCUGCCUUCAAACAGAGGUGGGGUGAUUACUAUGUCGCGGGUUACAGAAUCGGUGGUGAUGCCGGAGUUAUGAUGAGUCUUGGCUCCAGCAGUAAGACUGUUUCAGAAAGUGUCACAGUUUGCAUCAAAGUCGAGAUCUUGUUCUUCUCCUUCGAGGAUAGCUGGUCCAAAAGCUGGUCAUCGGCCGAAUCAGAUCUGCGAGUCACCUUGUCUUGUUUUUCGACCGUUGAGCAAACCAAGAUCCAAGAACAGCGACAGCUGGGGGAUCCUAAGCUUUACAGUUUUAUUCAAGAAGCUCGGGGCAUACAUAAUCGGGCCCAGGGAUUGAUCGACACUGUACAGCGGAAACUGGAUCAGCUCGGUGUUUCCAAUGAUAAGCAUGUCACUAUUGAGCAAUGUGUGGGUCUUUGUAAAUCAGGGGUGGUGGUGGAGUUACUGUUAUUUCCGGUUGAGAACCUUAGGGAGUUGCAAUAUUGGAAAACUGAUGAGAAUGUGAUUUGUAUGUAA
This is a messenger RNA of Fusarium sp. VM40, 936 nucleotides long. NCBI's taxonomy places the organism in Eukaryota, Fungi, Ascomycota, Sordariomycetes, Hypocreales, Nectriaceae. The record is from the annotation of a GenBank genome assembly.